AAUUUUAUCCAGAAAGCAAAAACCGGGAGACUGAUCUGGACAGUUCGCUAUGGCGUCUUUCGCUUCCGCGGUCGCCAUCGGCGGGCCAGCAAGAGGCGCGAUCCCGCCGCCGUUGUCGCCCUCCCUGAGAUCCGGCCGCUCCUUCUGCCCUCCCGCCGUCUCGCUCCCCGCCGCGCGAGGGGGUGCCGCCUCCCGCCGCCGCCGCCGCGGCGGAGGGGGAAAGAGGGCGGCCGCGCUCGCGGUGAGGGCGAUGGCGCCGGCGAAGUACGAGGGCACGCGGCUGAGGGAGGAGCGCCUGGCGGAGAUGAUAGAGGAGAAGGUGAGGGAGGCGAGGGAGGUCUGCGAGGGGGACGCGAGGUCCGACGAGUGCAAGGUGGCGUGGGACGAGGUGGAGGAGGUGAGCCAGGCGAAGGCCGAUCUCAGGCUCAGGCUGGAGAAGCAGCAGGACCCGCUCGAGUCGUUCUGCGAGCAGAAUCCCGACACCGACGAGUGCCGCCUCUACGAAGAUUGAAGGAAUCGAAGAUCGGGGGCCGCCUCCGCUUCCGGUGAUCGGCUUCGCCGGUUCAGUUCCGAAGGUCGGAGAAGUGUGUGUACAUGUGUGCGUGCUUGUGACGGCGAUGUGUCUUUUGCUUUUGUAUGCGUUCUGGGGAACUGGUGCUCCGAAUGCUAUUGGUGCACAGUUGUGUUCAUGUAUCUGAGAACAUUUGCCUAAUGACUAUAGCACCUUUCGAA
This is a messenger RNA of Syzygium oleosum, 732 nucleotides long. RefSeq names its product calvin cycle protein CP12-3, chloroplastic. Gene Ontology annotation, biological process: negative regulation of reductive pentose-phosphate cycle. Bases 50 to 511 code for a protein of 153 amino acids. NCBI's taxonomy places the organism in Eukaryota, Viridiplantae, Streptophyta, Magnoliopsida, Myrtales, Myrtaceae. Gene Ontology annotation, cellular component: chloroplast. The transcript has a single exon. The record is from RefSeq and is a predicted model, not a curated record.